UUCUCUCUCUGUCUCUCUCUCACACACACACACAUACACACGCACACACCGUUUUUUAAUCAAAUUAUUUGUCUAUCGUCUCUUGUCUGUGUUUGUGUAUAAUUGCAGUGGCACGUGAAAUAGCCAAAUUGAUGAAUAGCCUCUUAGAUAGAUUGUCAGAUAAUAGAUCAUGUCUCUAGUUGACAUAGGCUCAAUCUUCAAUUUUGGAAAUGAUUUGGAUCCAUUCACACCGCCAGGAAAUGCGGGGAGGAAACUGCUGACCAGUGGUGACCAACUGCGAUGAGCCCUGGAUUGGAUGACAGCAGCCUACGAUGAUGUGUGGAUGAGAGAGAGAGAGAGACCUCAGACAAUAAAAUGCGAUGGCCAGAUGAAGAGGAAAUUAGCCAGUGUGAUACAGCGAUUUCACGCGGCGUUUUUUUAAUCCAAUCAAUAUGAUGAUGAAAAGGAUAAGGAGAAAAAUAGCGUCUUUGUUACGCCACCAACAUAAGGAUAGCCUGAUGGUUGCAAAUGGUUACGUUCGCACAGCCUGGGCUAUAUAGUCUAGAGAAGAUCAUAUCAUUAAUCAACAUUAUUGCGAGCCAUGAAAUGACAUAACGUCUAGGCCUGUAUGCUGUAAUACAUAAUAACGUCAAUGAUGAUCAUUUUUCACUAAAUGGAGUGGAUUUGAACGCUGCAGCACUAGGGAAUAUCACAGAGGAAAUUACAUUCAACUCCAAAUAACGGAUGGAGGAGCGCAUGCAUUAAUUAAUUAACGGAGCCGAGAAGCUCAGCGGCGAUAUUAAAGAGAUGAAACACCUUUCGUUCUCUCUUGACGUACUCAACCGGCCAACGAGGGAGAGGUGAGAGACAACAAGGAGCAGCCGAUGAUCGGAGAGAACAGCGGCCACAGCGCAGCGGCAGGCAUCCGGGACAGUGAUAACUCAGAGAGAGCGCUGUUUACUGUCAUCUGAGAUCUGGCUCCGGACCAGCGGUGAGGCAUGGGCUGCGCUCCCAGCAUUCACGUCUCCCAGAGCGGCGUGAUCUACUGCCGAGACUCGGACGAGUCCAACUCUCCGCACCAGACCACCACUAUAUCCCAGGGCACCGCGGCCACCCUCCAUGGGCUGUUCAUUAAGACGGACGCGGCCGACACCAUCCCCUCGGUAAUCACUUACCAGACCAGGCAGUCCCGGAACAAAUCUCACGGAGAGAGGAGAGGGAACAGCGGGGGACACAUCUGCAUCGAGGCCGAGACACAGACCAGUCACACCAGUGUCAAGGUAUCAGCCACAGAAGAGUGUAUAGGACCUAUGAGACUGACCCAAGAACCUAUUCAGGUCCUGCUGGUGUUUGCGAAGGAGGAUGGUCAGAGCGAUGCCUUCUGGUGGGCGUGUGACCGGGCGGGUUUCAGGUGUAACAUUGCCCGAACGCCCGAGUCCGCCGUCGAAUGUUUCCUGGACAAGAGCCACGAGAUCGUGGUCAUUGAUGGACGCCACUCACAAUACUUCGAGGCAGAGGCUAUCUGCCGGUUGAUCCGUGCCACAAAGCCUUCAGAACACACAGUCAUUCUGGCCAUUGUGCCACAGACGCCUUUAGAUCAGGAGGAGCCGUCUGUUCGUCCUCUCAUCUGCGCUGGAUUCAGCAGAAGGUAUGUAGAGAACAUUAGUGUCUCUGCCUGCUAUAACGAAUUGCUCCAGAUAGAACAUGGAGAGGUGCGCUGCCAGUUCAAACUCAGGGCGUGUAACUCAGUCUUCACUGCUCUGGACCACUGUCAGGAGGCUGUGGAGAUCACCAGCGAAGACCAUGUGAUACAGUAUGUGAACCCAGCAUUUGAGCACAUGAUGGGAUACCAUAAAGGAGAGUUAAUAGGGAAAGAGCUGACAGAACUCCCCAAGAGUGACAAGAACCGAGCAGAUCUUCUAGACACCAUCAACACCUGCAUCAAGAAAGGAAAGGAGUGGCAGGGGAUCUACUACGCCAGGAGGAAGUCAGGUGACAGCAUACAGCAGCACGUCAAGAUUACGCCUGUGAUUGGCCAGGGAGGUAAAAUCCGCCAUUUUGUCUCCAUCAAGAGGCCCCACAGUGACAACAACAAACAGAUCCAUAAGAUCAACAGAGAUGGAGACCAUUCCCAGUCAGAAAGCCAUUCCCUGCGUCACAGAGACAGGAGGAAAGAGUCUGUUGAUGCCAGGUCAAUCAGCUCACGUGGCAGUGAUGCUCCCAGUCUGCAGAACCGGAGGUACUCCUCUGUAGCCAGGAUCCACUCUAUGACCAUAGAGGCCCCCAUCACCAAGGUGAUCAACAUCAUCAACGCGGCCCAGGAGUCCAGUCCGGUUUCGGUAGCAGAGGCGCUGGACCGGGUUCUGGAGAUCCUGAGGACCACAGAGCUCUACUCUCCUCAGCUGGCUUCCAAAGAAGACGACCCACACACCAACGACCUCGUCGGGGGGCUCAUGAGUGAUGGCUUACGGAGACUGUCUGGGAACGAGUAUGUCUUCUCCAAAAGUACCUUUCCAAAUAUGAGUCAGCUGGUCAUCCCAGUAACGCUGAAUGACAUCCCUCCGGCCAUCGCUGAGAUGCUGGACGACGAGGACCAAUGGGACUUUAACAUCCUAGAGCUGGAGGCUGCCACCUGUAAGAGGCCUCUGACCUACCUGGGCUUGAAGAUCUUUGCACGCUUCAGUGUGUGUGAGUUCCUGAGCUGCAGUGAGGCUACGCUACGCUGCUGGCUGCAGGUCAUAGAGGCUAACUACCACGCCUCCAACUCCUACCACAACUCCACCCACGCCGCUGACGUUCUACACGCUACUGCCUACUUCCUACGCAAGGAGAAGGUCAAGGGCAGUCUGGACCAGCUGGAUGAGGUGGCUGCACUGAUCGCGGCGACGGUCCAUGAUGUGGACCACCCAGGGAGGACCAACAGCUUCCUGUGUAAUGCAGGAAGUGAGCUGGCCAUCCUGUAUAACGACACUGCAGUGUUGGAGAGUCACCAUGCCGCCCUCGCAUUCCAACUCACCGUCAGGGAUAUCAAGAGCAACAUCUUCAAAAACAUCGACAGGACUCAGUUCAGGACGUUGAGGCAGGCAAUCAUAGACAUGGUGCUGGCUACAGAGAUGACCCGUCAUUUUGAACACGUCAACAAGUUUGCCAACAGCAUCAACAAACCAAUGGCUGCCAUCGAGGAGUCCAGUUCAAAUAGUGAAGGCAGUGACAGCGAGGGUCCAGCCAGCAUCAGGAACAGCCCAGAGAACCGGCUGCUGAUCAAGAGGAUGAUGAUAAAGUGUGCUGAUGUGGCCAACCCCUGUAGACCUCUGGAGCUCUGCAUAGAAUGGGCCGGACGCAUCUCUGAGGAGUACUUUUCCCAAACUGAUGAGGAGAAGAGAGAGGCUCUACCGGUGGUCAUGCCUGUAUUUGACAGGAACACCUGCAGUAUCCCCAAGUCUCAGAUCUCCUUCAUAGAUUACUUCAUCACAGACAUGUUUGACGCCUGGGAUGCCUUCGCCAGUCUACCUGGCCUCAUGGAGCAUCUGUCAGAGAACUACAAGUACUGGAAGGGUCUGGACGACAUGAAGUGCAAGAGCCUGCGUCCGCCUUCUCCUCCGUGACACUUCCAUCCCUCCCUCUCUCCCUUCAUCCCUCCAUCCAUCCCUCCCUCUCUCAGGGCAGGGGGAGACAGCGAAUGUAGCCCAGCACUGGAAUUAAGCCCCUCCCACUGUGAUUCUACCCAGCUCCACACACAUUGGACUGUACUGCAGUCUGCAGACCUUAGAGCCUGCAAACCUCAGUCAGUAGCUUGGAGCCCUGAGAAGAAACUAGGGGACUGUCAUACUGGCUGACAUAAUGACACCCUAUCCCCUAUGUAGUGGACUACUUCUGACCAGAGCCCCAACCCAAACACAUUUCCCAUCUUUGGUUGUCUGAUGUUGCCUCAAACUACAAAAACAGAUUUCAUACAGAGAAUCAUUAUGAUGCCCAUUGCCAAAUUUAGCAUGGGGGGCUCUGGUCAAACAUAGUGCACUACAUGGGGAAUAGGGUAACAUUUUAGAUUUGCCUUCUGAGGCUGAAGCCAGCCUCUUCAGACCCCUCUACAUCCUUAUUUAGCCCCUAAUUGGACUCUACAGUCCUCCUUACCAUCUGUCCCGGCCUUAGGGUAAGGACCAACCAAUCAGUCCCAGCCUGCGGGGUGAGGACCAACCAAUCGGUCCCAGCCUGAGGGGUGAGGACCAACCAAUCGGUCCCAGCCUGAGGGAUGAGGACCAACCAAUCGGUCCCAGCCUGAGGGAUGAGGACCAACCAAUCGGUCCCAGCCUGAGGGGUGAGGACCAACCAAUCAGUCCCAGCCUGAGAGGUGAGGACCAACCAAUCAGUCCCAGCCUGAGGGGUGACACCAACCAAUCAGUCCCAGCCUGAGAGGUGAGGACCAACCAAUCAGUCUAAGCCUGAGGGGUGGCACCAACCAAUCAGUCCCAGCCUGAGGGGUGACACCAACCAAUCAGUCCCAGCCUGAGGGGUGAGGACCAACAUUAUACAAACCAACUGCACUUUAGCAGCUCAAAGUCACUCUCAAAAUCUUUUAUUUUUCCUGUCUGUUUUUCUGCUCUCUUCUCUCAGACAAUAGUCUGCUGUUUCUUCUCAUACUGUACCUUUCUGUCUCUCUACUGUAGUAUGUAGUACUGCUGAGAUGGGUACCAAGCUUCAUUAUACUGUAACUUCUACAGCUAAAAGAGGAGAGAUCACGGAAUGAUUACAGAACUAAAGCAUGUAGAGAGAAAUCAGUCCACUCCAGCACAUGCACACUGUACUCACUCUUCCAACCAAACAGACAACUGUAAAUUGUAACUCCACUUAACUUGUUCUCUCGCCAGCUGAAAGUAUUAAGUAAUAUUGAGCUCUGAUAAACCCUGUCAGGCAGAAUCAUACAGUGUGUGUGUGUGUGUGUGUGUGUGUGUGUGUGUGUGUGUGUGUGUGUGUGUGUGUGUGUGUGUGUGUGUGUGUGUGUGUGUGUGUGUGUGUGUGUGUGUGUGUGUGUGUGUGUGUGCGCGUGCGUGUUUGUGUGUGUUUGGCAGCAGCCCCAGUGCAGUAAGAGGUCUGUGUUCGCUCCAUACCUAGGAGGUUUCUAGAGCCCAGCUGAACUGACUGCUGUAAUAUCUCUCUCUAUGGGGGAGAACCAGAGCUCUGUGCAGAGAGCCAUGCCUGACAUGCAGCUAGCUCACCAUCAGGCUCCCCUCUGGGGCUAGAACCAGCUCUCACUCAGCCCCCUCUGGAACUCUGCUCCACAUGGCUCUUAAAAGACAACUAUCCUGUCAACACUGGGGCUUAAUGGAAACAGUAUUAGAACAGAAUUACAACACUAUUAGCGACAAGUGGGAGAAAAUAGCACUAUAUUAAGUACUGUUGAUCUUCACUUAUAAACCAAAUAAGUUGUGAAUUAUCUGACCUACAGGAGGCUAAGUGUAAUAUUUAUGACAGCUUGCAUUGAAGCUAAUCAUAAUUCAUUACUUCAAAAAGGUCAUAAAGUUCCAGUGUAUCCAUUUAAAUAUCAAAGGCAUGUUUUAUUUAUUUAUUUUAUUUAACCUUUAUUUAACUAGGCACAUUGAUGUGUACACAUACUGUUGAUAAUUGUAAUCUCCAAAUAUGAAGGAAACGAAUUAUAGUAUCGCAACAUGAGAGCAGUGGCUAAGCAAGUUAAUAUUCCAAGCACAACCAACCCAUUGAUUUCUAACAUUCAAGUUAUUCUCUGGUGUGCAGUGCAGUUGUACGUAGGAGUACAUUUUAUUUUCCAACUGCUUUUUGUCCCUCCUGUGUCCCCAUAGCGUGUUGCUGGUCCGUUAUGAUGUAGCAUGGCAGUGUGGUCUGAGCAGAGAGCCACCUCACAGCAGCCUGAUGAAACCACCAUGGGAGAGACACAGCAUGAAAGACUUGGAUGGCCCUGGCUCAAACUAUUCCCUAUGUAGUGCACUACUUUUGGGGCAGAGAUGUAUGUGGUGAGAGACACUGGCACACUUAGCUUUUGGAGCUUACACAGUUGCGUGUUAAAAGCACCUAUUGCCUAUAAAGUGCAGUACAGAAUGGUAGUGCAUUCUAUGGGGAAUAUGGGGUAAUUCUAGAUUGACCCUGUCUUUGGAUCCUCUCUAGGAAAAGAGACCAUCAGGCCAGCUCCCAGUACCCUGUACUGCUGCUUGGUUCUGUUUGGUUUUCAACUCCGACUCUGCUAUUAAAACAAGAUUGAACAUGACAUUAUCAUCCCCUUCCCGUCAUCUAAAACACAUUACUGUGUAGCUGUCUCCCUCCAUUGGUUGGCAGUGGGAAAUGCAGUUCCAAUAAUGUCUUUUAUUUUUUAUUGUAUUUAUUUUUUCCUAAUAAUUUCCUUGUGCAGCUACACAGUAGACAUACAAGACAGGCAGUCAAAGGCAUAGCCUGCUGGAAGUAGGGGUGCUGAGGGUGCUGGUGUCUCCCCUGAAAAAUCUGAUAUUUUGAUUUUUUUAAAUUACAGAGGUAGUGCACUGGGCAUUUACUAGUCCUCUAUUAUCAGACCGAUAUAUAGCCGUCUGUAGCGCGUGCCCCCAAAAAAUAUUCUAUGACACCCCCCCCAAACAUCUUCCUGCAGCUAUGGUCAGAUGUGUUAUGAAUGGGUGGUAAGUUCUGAGUUCAAAGUGCUUGUGCAUGUGUGUAAAUUCAACCAAGAGAAACUAAACUGGGGUACGUAGUUAACCGAAGGAACAGUGAUCUUCUUCAAGGUGCCUUACUUUGCUCCUCUCCUCUGAAACAGUGUUCCUUCAGCUUCAAAUGGUUUGUUUGGCUUCAAAUGGUCUGUUUAGCUUUAAAAGGUUUGUUUGGCUUCGAAUGGUUUGUUUGGAUUCAUGUGGUUAAUUUAGCUUCAAAUGGUUUGUUUGGUUUCAUGUAACGGUUUGUUUGGGUUAGUGAGCAGCUGAACAAAGCCACUAGACUAAGCCAGAGUAGGCCUAUUUUACUUUAGAAUUUUAAGCUGGCUCAUGUCUCACAUUCCUCAACUCCUCGUUCUCUGGUUCGUCAGAGUAUCACAGUAUAUUAAUGUCCUAAAUGGCACCCUAUUCCCCAUAUAGUGACAAAUUAAGUGUGCUUUGUGGGGAACAUGGGGUCAUUUGAGACUGACCCUGGACAGGUGAAUACUACAGGUAUUAUGGAGAGAACCAUCUCUUUGACAAUGACUGCUAGUUUCAGAACAUGGUAAGACAAAUGCCUUACAACCUCUUCCCAUUGCUCACUCUGUCAAGGCUUUGAUAGUUUCCCUGAUAUACGACACUGGAUACUACCUAGCUACUGCUGACUUCAACAACCCACUAUGUAGUGUCCCAUGAACUGUUCUCCAUUGAGCUUCAUCUAUUUUUAAUAGAACAAUGUUUUUAUUGACUUUUGUUUCAGUUGUCCAGUGAGAUGUGGUCAAAUCUGAUGUCACCCUCAUGCUUCACCUCCUUUCCUCUCUUUUCCCCCCAAAACAAACCGUUUCUGCUGAGGUGAGAGCAUGGCUGACAUCUCCUGUGAUGUCAUGUUAACCAGGCUCUGUCAUUGGUCAGAGACUGGCAUCAAUGGAUACAGAGAACGUGCCAUUCCCUUUCCUUCAGAACAACCAAUAGAAACUCCACAAGCGUUAAUGUAUACAAGCUCUAUUUUUUUAAGUAAUUAUUCAUUGUUUUGUCAUUAUUGGCCGUGAAAAGGCAACUGUAAAGUAUAAUGGUAAUGUUUUAUGUAUUUUGGAAGGAUUUUAUGGUUUGAGGCUUUAGUUGUUUAUAAAGCUGUUCUGGUUGGAUCCUCCAGAGUUGAGUGGAUAUGAUUUCAGUCUUUUCUGGUCUCUGUCAGAGGACGUCUGAUUUUGGUUAUCUUUGUCAAUACUUUUUAAAUGUAUUAGUGAGAAACAAUAAACAUUUUUAAAAUAUA
Molecule: messenger RNA, 7893 nt
Organism: Salvelinus fontinalis (brook trout)
Lineage: Eukaryota; Metazoa; Chordata; Actinopteri; Salmoniformes; Salmonidae
Product: high affinity cAMP-specific and IBMX-insensitive 3',5'-cyclic phosphodiesterase 8B-like
Exons: 22
Coding region: 978-3584 (868 amino acids)
Biological process (GO): signal transduction
Molecular function (GO): 3',5'-cyclic-AMP phosphodiesterase activity
Source: RefSeq, a predicted model, not a curated record